AUGGAUGCGCUGGUGCAACUUUAUUUCAACAAGUCUGAAUUAAAUGGUGAUGUUAAAAUAUUAAUUUUAAACUGGAUCACGUUCUUCAAGAAUAACUGGAACUUUCUAUUCAAUGUAGAUAAGGAAAUAGUUCUGAACUUGGAAUUUUUUUUAGAUAAUAAAAAAGUGAUAAAUAAAAAUGCCCCACCAAAUAAUCACGUGUAUUUACACGAAUUGAAGAAGAAUCCAGAAAUCGUUUUAAAGUUCAUGAAACUUGCUUUGCAUUUAUUGUUAUGCAAGUUACUAGAUAUAGAUACGCUCAAAGAAGAUGAAUCUAAUGAGAAGGUAAUUGAGCAGAAGAAAUGCCAAGAGAAAGGAAAAGAGGACGAGUGUAGUGGUACCAUUUGUAACAGCAGUUCUGCGAACAGUAUCGACAAGAAGAAUAAUAACAUUAAGAACAGUAAGGAGGAAAAUGUUCUGAAUAACAGCAAAGAGAUGAAAGAAACUACACAUUCUAAUAGUAACGGCCGAGAUAACCCCUUUAUUAGGAGAGAUGAAAUCAGUGAUUUUGAAAAAGACAACAUGUUAAUUAAUGAACUAAAAUGUGACAGACAUAAAGAGUCUGAAUUUUUCCGAAAUUAUUUUUUAACAAACCGAAUAACCAUUUAUAUAUACAACUGGAAUAAGAUAAACAAAUUUGAAAGUUUGAAAAGUGAAAAAGUAAAUCAACUGAUAUGUCUUCGAGGUAGUGUUUUAAGAGUAUCACCAAUCCAGUUACUAAUUACAAAACUAGACUUUAUAUGUGAAAAAUGUAAAGGUAUAAUCCAAAUAGAAUUUAUAGAUGGGAAAUUUGAGACUCCAAAAAAAUGUCCAAAUCGAAAUUGUGAUUCCAGAAAUUUCCAUCCAAUUAGAGAAUCAGCUAAAUCUGUGGAAUAUCAAAAAAUAAUUUUAAAAGAAAAUAAAAAAAUUCUUAACAGUAUGAACGAAAUGGAUGAAUCGAAUGCAAAAAAUUUAACAGUCACAUUGGAAGUUUCAAAAUUUUUUGUAAAUUCAUGUAUACCAGGUAACUAUGUUGAAGUGUUAGGAAUUCUAAAAGUUAUAUCCUACAACAAUAAUUAUUUCAUUAAUGGAAAAAAUUCUUUGUAUAAUAUGUACGUAGAUUGCUUAUCUAUUUUCCCUUUGUCAUCUAAAAAAUAUCUAAAUAAUAGUUCUUUCAAUUUUGAAAAGAUGAAAGAAACAAAGAAUAAACUUUACAAUUCUUUUCUUUGGGAAUCCUAUAUUGAUAAAAUCUCAAAAAGACUUAUUCUAUAUUUUAAUGACGUUAAAUGUGGAAAAAUUAAUAAAUGUCAAAAAUCUAAAUGCAGUAAUGAUCCAGCUGAAGAAGAAAAAAUUUCUUUACCUGAUCAUGCUCCAUUUAAAGCACAUCUAACAACCAUGACUUCUAAACUUAAGAAGCUAGAACCCAUUGGAGGAUUUAACACUCCUCCAUCCAUUGCAGAAAAUUAUGACAUAACUAGAGAAAUAUAUAUAAAGACGAAAACGAAUAUAUGUAGUGAUGCUAGCACAGUGAAUAAUUCUAUCGAAAUGAGCACGAAUGAAGUUCUAAUCGAUCCAAAUAAUAGAGCACUGCUGAGCGACCAUAUGGGUAGCGGUUCGGUCAGCGGGCCAAUCAGCGGUUCAGGAUAUAACACAAAUAUACUUGCUCAAUUUGGUGAUGAAGCAGAAAAAGUUUCUACUUCGAAUAACCAAGGAAAUGAUUCAAUUGGAAGCACCUUCACAAGGAGUGACCAGCAUCAUAGGACUUACUCAAUUUUAAAUGAACUCGAAUUUGAUGGUGACGAAUUGUGUAUGUACGGGGAUUAUAUCCAUGAUGAAAAUGCAGAAACUGAAAAAAAAAGAAAAAAAGGAAAAUUUAAUCUGAAUUGGUGUGAUAGCGAAAAGGAAACUAACGAAAUUAUCCAGACGAACGAAACGAACCAUACAGAUGAGAUGAUCCAAGGGAAUAACAGAAACACAGAUCAUCACUUUAAUGAAAGCAAAGAUUUCGAUUCAAAUGUUUUGGAAUUCAUUCGAGAUAUGCAAAAAUAUGGAAAGAACAAAUUCUACCUUCUCGUGGCAUCCUUAUGUCCACGAAUAAUUAUGAGCAAUUACAUAAAGGCUGGAAUGUUAUUAAGUCUUCUUGGAGGGAAAACAAUUUAUGAUGAAUAUAAACAAAUAAAAAGACGUGGAAAUAUACACAACUUAUUAAUUGGAGAUCCAGGGUUAGGAAAGAGCAGAAUUCUUCAAUAUGUGAGUAAUAUAAUUGAAAACAGUUUAUUUAUUUGUAGCACUUCGACAAGUGUUAAUGGAUUAACAGCAUGUGCAUUUAAAGAUGCAACAAAUAAUGAAUACUCAUUAGAAGGAGGUGCAUUAGUAUUAUCAGAUAAAGGUAUAUGUUGUAUUGAUGAACUAGAUAAGAUUUCUCUAACAGAUCAGCAAUCAUUCCUUGAGUGCAUGGAAAGCCAAUGUAUUAAUAUAAGCAAGGCUGGAAUCGUUUGCAAUCUCAAAACUAGAUGUUCUAUCAUUGCUGCAUCUAAUCCAAAGGAAGGAAAAUAUAAUUACAAUAAAACCAUCUUUGAAAACAUAAAAAUUCCUUUUCCAUUGUUAAGCAGAUUCGACUUAAUUUUUCUCUUAACUGAUAAAAUGUCCGAGGAAAAAGAUUAUCAAAUUUCUAAUUAUUUAAUAAGUUCAAAUUAUGAUGAACAAAGAAGAAAAAAAAAAAAAAAAAAACGAAAAAGAAAAGAAAAAAAGUCAAAAGAGUUACAUAAAAAAGUUGUACAUAAUAGUACUAAUCACAGAAGAGGUCUUAACACUCUUCCUUCCGACACAUCCGAUACUUCUACAACUUCAUACACUAGCAAUGAUGAUGAUGAUGAUAGUGAAGGUGCAGACACAAAUAUGUUUUCUCUAAAAAAUGAUCUACUGCAUAAAUGCAAACAAAUAGAUGAGCAAAGUUAUUUGCCUGUUGAACUCCUAGGAGUCUUCAUUAAAUAUUGCAGAAAAUGUAUAUUCCCAACCUUAUCAAUUGAAGCUAAAAAAUACAUAAGAAAAUUUUAUUUACAUCUUAGAAAUCUUUCUGCAACUCAUAGUAAUAUAAGUGCACCCAUCACCAUAAGACAGUUAGAAUCCCUAAUUCGACUUUGCCAAGCUCGCGCAAGAGGAGAUUUAUCAAAUGUUGUAACGUUAUAUCAUGCAAAGGAAGUUGUCGAGAUAUACCAAAAAACCAUAUUCUACCCCUUAUAUUUAAAAACACUUAAUUUUAGAGAAAAAAGUGGUUCCAAAGUUAAGAAAGGGAAGUCUGUUUCUUCCAUUUCGAAUGCAUUCAAGGAGAGUAUCAUUCAGUUUGCCAAGCAUCGCGAAAACAAAAUUUUUAACAAGGAUUUGCACAACUUGGCAAAGUCAGUGAUCCUUUCAGCAGAUUCAUACAUAUCAGACGAGGCCCUAAUUCAUUACGUUAACAACGAUGGAUUUAUAUUAUAUAAGGGCGAGUACUGGCAGGUAGAUCCAUUUUACUUACGUUAG
Messenger RNA from Plasmodium gonderi, 3540 nucleotides. Its product is annotated as DNA replication licensing factor MCM8. Gene Ontology annotation, molecular function: single-stranded DNA binding; single-stranded DNA helicase activity; ATP binding. The coding region runs from base 1 to 3540 and encodes 1179 amino acids. Gene Ontology annotation, cellular component: MCM complex; nucleus. The transcript is spliced from 4 exons. Gene Ontology annotation, biological process: DNA replication. The record is from RefSeq and is a predicted model, not a curated record. Lineage: Eukaryota; Apicomplexa; Aconoidasida; Haemosporida; Plasmodiidae.